AGGUCGAUAUACCGUGAUGUUUGUUCUCUUAGCAAAUAACACUGUCAAGCAAACCCUUAUUUGCAAAAAGGAAGCUCCUUGAAGUUGAAGAGUUUUUUGAGUUUCGUAAUCUUACCCUAUUCUCACUCUUCCAUUAUUCUUCCAGCCUCGUCUCAUCUCUCUGUACACAAACCAACAAAUAACAAAAUAAUAGAAAAUUUCUCCAAUGACUGAGCCCUCCGAGGAAGCUAAGCAAAUCGAGAAGCUUUACGAGUUCGGCGAACGACUCAACGAGGCCAAGGACAAGUCGCAGAAUGUGAAGGACUAUGAGGGGAUAAUCGAAGCUGCGAAAACGAGUAUAAAAGCGAAGCAGUUAGCGGCACAGCUAAUUCCUAGGUUUUUCAAGUUUUUUCCUGACCUCUCGGGUCGCGCCGUCGAUGCACAUCUCGAUUUGAUCGAGGAAGAAGAACUCGGGGUUCGGGUUCAAGCAAUUAGGGGUCUUCCUCUAUUCUGCAAAGAUACACCAGAGUAUCUUUCAAAGAUUGUUGACAUUCUUGUGCAACUUCUUUCGGCUGAGGAAAUUGUGGAGCGUGAUGCUGUGCAUAAAGCGCUCAUGUCCCUUUUGAGGCAAGAUGUAAAAGCUUCAUUAACUGCCUUAUUUAAGCAUGUUGGGAGUGUUGAUGAACCAAGCACAGAUGAAAUUAUUCGGGAGAAGGUUCUUAGUUUUAUAAGAGAUAAGGUUUUUCCUCUUAAAUCUGAACUCUUGAAGCCUCAGGAGGAAAUGGAAAGACAUAUAACCGAUCUGAUAAAAAAAAGUUUAGAAGAUGUAACUGGAGCAGAAUUUAGAAUGUUUAUGGACUUUUUAAAAAGUUUGAGCAUAUUUGGAGAGAAAGCUCCUCAGGAACGCAUGAAAGAGCUUAUUGGAAUCAUUGAAGGACAGGCUGAUUUAGAUGCACAAUUCAAUGUUUCAGAUGCAGACCACAUUGACAGAUUAAUAUCAUGCCUGUACAUGGCUAUGCCUUUCUUUCUGAGAGGUGCAUCGGGCAGCAAGUUUCUUAACUAUUUGAACAAACAAAUUAUACCAGUUUUUGAUAAGCUUCCUGAGGAACGAAAGCUAGAUCUUCUUAAAGCCCUUGCAGAAAUAUCGCCUUACACAACACCACAGGAUUCAAGACAGGUUCUACCUUCUGUUGUUGUUCUAUUAAAGAAGUAUAUGCCUUUGAGGAAGACUGGAGGAGAAGAAAUGAACUUUACUUAUGUCGAGUGCUUGUUGUUCUCUUUCCAUCAUAUGGCUCACAAGGCCCCCAAUGCCACUAACAGUCUAUGUGGUUACAAGAUAGUCACUGGUCAACCAUCAGACAGGCUUGGAGAGGAUUUCUCUGAGUGUUUCAAGGACUUCACUGAGAGGUUGACUACUGUUGAGGACCUAACUAGGGCAACAAUGAAGAAAUUAACUCAGGGAAUGGCUGAGCACAACAAAGCAAUGGCUGCCGCUAAAUCUGAUGAAGCUAAGGAUAACAUUAAAACUCAAAAACAGAAUACUACAACUGGGCUACGGACGUGCAAUAACAUUCUGCACAUGUCAAAGCCGUUACAUUCAAAAACACCUUCAUUUAUUGGAGAUAAGAGUGUCAACCUCUCAUGGAAAGAAGCAGUAAAGCCUUCUGUGACCUCGACAACUGCAACUGGAGGGAAACGACCUGCUGCCAGCAAUGGUUCUGGCAAUAUGGCAGCAAAAAAGGGCCGUGGAUCUGGAGGCUUGCAAAAUCAACUUGUAAAUAGAGCUUUGCAAGGAAUAUCGCAAGGUGGAAGGGGAGGUAUGAGGGGCAGGGGUAGGGGUGGUUGGGGUGGACGUGGAAGGGGAAGAGGCUAUCGGUAACUCUGAAUAAUGUCGGCAGAGGUGUAAGAACAAUGAAAAUUCGGAAGAAUAACUGUGUAACUGAAGAAUACAGAUAGAUGGGAUUUGAUUUAUUGUAAUUCUUGUCUGUUGAAACAAGUUUUGAUUGACAGAUAACCCCGUGAAUGAGUUUCUAGAUUAAUCAUGGACAAACAAA
Pistacia vera is the source of this 2033-nucleotide messenger RNA. Its product is annotated as apoptosis inhibitor 5-like protein API5. Gene Ontology annotation, biological process: regulation of programmed cell death. Gene Ontology annotation, cellular component: nucleus. Gene Ontology annotation, molecular function: mRNA binding. The transcript is spliced from 17 exons. The record is from RefSeq and is a predicted model, not a curated record. The coding region runs from base 206 to 1858 and encodes 550 amino acids. NCBI's taxonomy places the organism in Eukaryota, Viridiplantae, Streptophyta, Magnoliopsida, Sapindales, Anacardiaceae.